AUGAGUCCUGCAGAUGCCCUUGACGAUGAAAAUACAUUUAAAAUCUUAGUUGCAACAGAUAUUCAUCUGGGAUUUAUGGAGAAAGAUGCAGUCAGAGGAAAUGACACAUUUGUAACAUUUGAUGAGAUUUUAAGACUUGCCCAGGAAAAUGAAGUGGAUUUUAUUUUGUUAGGUGGUGAUCUUUUUCAUGAAAAUAAGCCCUCAAGAAAAACAUUACAUACCUGCCUCGAGUUACUGAGAAAAUAUUGCAUGGGUGAUCGUCCUGUACAGUUUGAAAUUCUCAGUGAUCAGUCAGUCAACUUUGGUUUUAGUAAGUUUCCGUGGGUGAACUACCAAGAUGACAAUCUCAACAUUUCGAUUCCAGUGUUCAGUAUUCAUGGCAAUCAUGAUGAUCCCACAGGGGCAGAUGCCCUGUGUGCCCUGGACAUACUAAGCUGUGCUGGAUUUGUAAAUCACUUUGGACGUUCAGUGUCUGUGGAGAAGAUAGACAUUAGUCCAGUUUUGCUCCAAAAAGGAAGCUCCAAAAUUGCUUUAUAUGGCUUAGGGUCCAUUCCAGAUGAAAGGCUCUAUCGAAUGUUUGUCAAUAAAAAGGUAACAAUGUUGAGACCAAAAGAAGAUGAGAACUCUUGGUUUAACUUAUUUGUGAUUCAUCAGAACAGGAGUAAACACGGAAAUACUAACUUCAUUCCAGAACAAUUUUUGGAUGACUUCAUUGAUCUUGUUAUCUGGGGCCAUGAACAUGAGUGUAAAAUAGCUCCAACCAAAAAUGAACAACAGCUCUUUUAUGUAUCACAACCUGGAAGUUCAGUGGUUACUUCUCUUUCCCCAGGAGAGGCUGUAAAGAAGCAUGUUGGUUUGCUGCGCGUUAAGGGAAGAAAGAUGAAUAUGCAGAAAAUUCCUCUCCACACAGUGCGGCAGUUUUUUAUGGAGGAUAUUGUUCUGGCCGAUCAUCCAGACAUUUUUAACCCAGAUAAUCCUAAAGUAACCCAGGCCAUACAAAGCUUCUGUUUGGAGAAGAUUAAGGAAAUGCUUGAAAAUGCUGAGCGAGAACGUCUGGGAAACUCUCGACAGCCAGAGAAGCCUCUCAUACGACUUCGAGUGGACUAUAGUGGAGGUUUUGAACCUUUCAGUGUUCUUCGCUUUAGCCAGAAAUUUGUGGAUCGGGUAGCUAACCCAAAAGAUGUUAUCCAUUUUUUCAGGCACAGAGAACAAAAGGAAAACACAGGAGAAGAAAUCAACUUUGGAAAGUUAAUCACAAAACCUUCAGAAGGCACAACUCUAAGAGUAGAAGACCUUGUAAAACAGUAUUUUCAAACUGCGGAAAAGAAUGUGCAGCUCUCACUUCUAACCGAAAGGGGAAUGGGCGAAGCAGUACAAGAAUUUGUGGACAAGGAAGAAAAAGAUGCCAUAGAGGAAUUAGUGAAAUACCAAUUGGAAAAAACACAGCGAUUUCUUAAAGAACGUCAUAUUGAUGCCUUAGAAGAUAAAAUCGACGAAGAGGUACGCCGUUUCAGAGAAAGCAGGCAAAAAAACACUAAUGAAGAAGAUGAUGAAGUUCGAGAGGCUAUGACUAGGGCCAGAGCCCUCAGAUCGCAGUCCGAGGACUCUGCUUCCGCCUUUAGUGCUGAGGACCUUAUGAGUAUAGAUCUGGCAGAACAGAUGGCUGAUGACUCUGAUGAUGACAUCACAGCAGCAGCCAACAGAGGAAGAGGCCGAGGAAGAGGCCGACGGGGAAGAGGGCAGAGUUCAGCCUCGAGAGGAGGGUCUCAGAGAGGAAGAGGAAGCAGUAGUCUGGAUACUUCUACUCGAAGCAGAAGUUCAAAGGCUGCUGUGUCAACAUCUAGAAAUAUGUCUAUUAUGGAUGCCUUUAAAUCUGCAAGACAGCAGCCUUCCCGAAAUGUUGCUACUAAGAAUUAUACAGAGGUGAUUGAGGUGGAUGAGACGGAUGAAGAAGACAUGUUUCCUACCACUUCAAAAACAGAGCAGAGGUGUCCGAGCACAUCAUCAUCAUCAAGCAAGCGCAUGUCCCAAAGCCAAAUAGCUAAAGGGGUCGAUUUUGAAUCAGAUGAGGAUGACGACGAUGAUCCUUUUAUGAACACCAGCUCUUUAAGAGGAAACAGAAGAUAA
This is a messenger RNA of Puma concolor (puma), 2127 nucleotides long. RefSeq names its product MRE11 double strand break repair nuclease (gene MRE11). Lineage: Eukaryota; Metazoa; Chordata; Mammalia; Carnivora; Felidae. The record is from RefSeq and is a predicted model, not a curated record. Gene Ontology annotation, biological process: double-strand break repair via homologous recombination; mitotic G2 DNA damage checkpoint signaling; telomere maintenance. Gene Ontology annotation, molecular function: 3'-5'-DNA exonuclease activity; manganese ion binding; single-stranded DNA endonuclease activity. Gene Ontology annotation, cellular component: Mre11 complex; nucleus; site of double-strand break.